AUGGAUGGAUCGAUCCCAUUGUCCUUGGCGAGCAACGUGUCUCGAUCUCACAGCCUCAAGGACGAACACGCGAACUGCUCCUGCUGUACGACAGGGACGUUGAGGAAGAAGACAAAGAGCGCAGUGUACUGCGUACUGUUGUACGCGUCCAUCGCUGAUUUCCGGUCUCCGUGCAUUAACGCCGAAAGAGACGUCGCUGGGUUUCUUUCCUGGCCGGCUACAUAUUGCAGGAUCCAAACUUGCAAAAGUGCUCCACUAUUCGAAUUUACGAUACAUGGUCUCUGGCCCUCGAAGCCUGAUGGAAACACCUUGUAUCGGACGCCUCCUCCCGGCAUGCUAGAGAAUGUGUUUAUACAUCAAGAGGACAUGAAAAUGCAAGUUGAUCACUCAUUGAGGGAUAAACUCCGAACUAUUUGGCCAAAUUUGAAAGUUGGCCGUUCUGAUGAGUGGUUAUGGAUGUACGAGCGGAGGCAACAUGGCUAUAGUAUUGAGAGUGUACUCGACGUAACUGGUUACUUCAAUGCAGCAAAAACGAUAAAUGAGCUGAUGAUUGAUUAUCUACUUACCUAUUUAAAAGAUGAAGAAAUAAACCCAUCAGAAUCAUAUGAGAUAAAUAAGAUAAAGAUCGGCUAUAACCCGUCUAGUAGUAGAUUAUACUAA
This is a messenger RNA of Solanum tuberosum (potato), 660 nucleotides long. RefSeq names its product ribonuclease S-2-like. Lineage: Eukaryota; Viridiplantae; Streptophyta; Magnoliopsida; Solanales; Solanaceae. The transcript has 3 exons. Gene Ontology annotation, cellular component: extracellular region. The coding region runs from base 1 to 660 and encodes 219 amino acids. Gene Ontology annotation, biological process: RNA catabolic process. Gene Ontology annotation, molecular function: ribonuclease T2 activity; RNA binding. The record is from RefSeq and is a predicted model, not a curated record.